AUGAAUCUCUCGCUCAAGCACAUACCCUGUCCGGCCGGGCGCAACUGCUCGGCCUACAUGUGUCUCUUUGGCGGCCACGACGGCGAGGAGAUAAGCUGCACGCCGACGGGACCCAGAGCCACUCGACAAGAUGAAGCAGUCACGCUGGGCAAUAGUUCAGAUACUGGCAGUCCCAGAAAGGUCUCCAGACUGAAUUCAUACAACACGACUUCUUCCCGUAUCAUGGCUAGGGCGGCCGUUAGCCGGCCGACACAUACAGACAGUGGCAUAGAGCUAGUGGCAUCACCUUUUCACUCUUUUCAGCGGCCGAUAUCCCCGCCGCCCAAGCGCAAGACUGAAGAUGCUUCCCUGAUAUCGGCUCCGCCCCCGGCUGAACCGGUGAAGCAAGAAACACUUAAUCCUCGGCUGCUCAAGCAUUCGCCGGCCAGUCAUGAAAUACGGCUAAAGCUGAUCAAGAUGCUGUUCGCGGAAUACAAGCGACUAAAUGGCGAGCUGACCAAGAAUGCCAAGGAUAGUGAGAAACGACUUAUCCUCUCCGAGCAGGCAAUUAUUCAACGGGUUCUGAAUGAAGAAGAAGCCAUAGCCGUUGGCAAACCAUCCGUGUACGCCAAUGUCAUGAAGAACAGUGUCAUGAAGUACAAACGUCUUCGGGUUGGCGACUGGACCAAGGAGCGCGAAAACGAGAUGCCUGUGAGCAAGAAGCGCCAGCACGACGUCAUGGAAGGUAGUCCCGUCAUCGUCGAGACUGGCCUGACGCCUGCGCAAGAAGUCCGCCUCCUCCAGCGCCUCCUCACACCCAUCGACGCCCUUGCCGGCCACGGCUACAUUCCGUCGAUGCCUUCGGAUGAUGAUCUUGACAAGGCAACCAAGGGUCUUGAAACGGCCCAAGGCUGGGAGUUGUGCGACCGCUGCAAUCAGCGCUUUCAGGUGUUUGCUGGUCGUCGCGCCGAAGACGGCGCGCUGACGUCGGGAGGUGCUUGCAAUUUUCACUGGGGCAAGGCUUACUUUCCCGAAAAGACACCCGGUGACCGUAGCAAGCAACCAAAGCGCUACCUCUGCUGCGGGCAGCAGAUUGGCGACUCUGCGGGUUGCUUCACUCACCCAAAUCACGUUUUCAAAGCCCCAAGCCCGAGCAGACUCGCCCUCGUACUCAACUUUGUGGCAACGCCAGAGAACGACUCGGCGCCAACAGACCGCGCCGUGUGCUUUGACUGCGAAAUGGGCUAUACCGUGUAUGGCAUGGAGCUCAUUCGUCUCACAGCCACAUCUUGGCCUGAUGGUGCCGAGCUCCUCGACGUGCUCGUGCGGCCCUUUGGCGAGAUUCUAGAUCUCAACUCGCGCUUCUCGGGCGUUUGGCCCGACGAUCUCGCUCAGGCACAGCCAUGGUGCCCUGGCGACCCCCUCGUCCCUCCAGCCAACGGCGAUGCUGGCAGCCCCGAUUCCUCAGGCAGCCAGGACGGCCAGGUCUCUAAGAGAGGCCUCAAGAUCGUGUCCUCACCGGCCGCGGCGCGGGACCUGCUCUUUUCGCUCAUUGCGCCAACGACGCCGCUCAUAGGGCAUGGCUUGGAAAACGACCUCAACGCCAUGCGCAUCCUGCACCCGACGCUCAUCGACACGGUGCUCGCGUUUCCGCACAAAGGCGGCCUGCCGUUUCGCAUGGGCCUCAAAACCCUCAUGAGCAUGCAUCUGCACCGCAAGAUUCAGGUCCAGCACGGGUCCAAGAUGUUGGGCCACGACUCGGCCGAGGACGCGCGCGCCGCCGGCGAGCUCGUCCGCUUCCGGAUGGCGCGAGAGUGGGCUGACAUGAAGAGGGCUGGCUGGAAGGUCGUCGACGGCGAGUUUGUUUCACCAGCGACAGGCGACGUUGAAUCGUCCCUUAACAAUAGCAAAGGUGGCUUGACGGAGGAGUUUCUCGAAGCGGCGGAACCGCCGGCAGAUGACGAGAGCGAACACGACUAA
Molecule: messenger RNA, 1959 nt
Organism: Beauveria bassiana ARSEF 2860
Lineage: Eukaryota; Fungi; Ascomycota; Sordariomycetes; Hypocreales; Cordycipitaceae
Product: exonuclease-like protein
Exons: 1
Coding region: 1-1959 (652 amino acids)
Cellular component (GO): nucleus
Molecular function (GO): nucleic acid binding; exonuclease activity
Source: RefSeq, a predicted model, not a curated record